Molecule: messenger RNA, 735 nt
Organism: Rhipicephalus sanguineus (brown dog tick)
Lineage: Eukaryota; Metazoa; Arthropoda; Arachnida; Ixodida; Ixodidae
Exons: 5
Coding region: 50-598 (182 amino acids)
Source: RefSeq, a predicted model, not a curated record
GGAUUUUAGAUUGACGCGCACGCAUAUUGUUAUUUCAAGUAGCUGCGCGAUGGAAAAAUGGGUCUUGGCAGCCAUCUGCUUCGUUACUAUCACACACAUGAAGCUGCAGUUACGGAUGCUGCCGGAGAUUUACGUAGUUUCCGUCAGUAUCAAAGGCUUUGUAAAUACUCGAGAAGUUAUAUGGACGUACAGCACCACUAAAAUAUCAGAAGCCCGUUGCAGGUAUGACGUAAUGCGCUCAAUACAGGAAAUGUUCAUCACUUUCAACAGAACCGUGUUGUACAGCGGACAAAGGAUUACCACUGACCUACUUAGGCGGUUCAGCAGAAGGCGCGAAGAGCGUAUGUAUAUCAUCCGCAGAGGCCGAACACUGUCUUCAGAAACCAUCUUCUACAAGGCUCCGGACUCUUCUUGUGCAGUAAUUGUGUUGAAAUCUAUGAUUCAGAAUCGAAGUUGGUAUGGUGAUCUUCGAGUGAGAAAUUCUUCUAUCACAAAGGACCUAUUCCCAGAGUGCGAAAGGCGAUUCGCUCAGCUUGCGCGCUGCGGAAGAGUAAUUUAUAGUCCAAGUUGCUCACAGGAACUGCGUGAUACACUUUGAAGCCACAAUGUGUAAUGUAACGCUCGCCAAAAGCGCAACAAGGGGAGCCCCCAAGUGACACUAUUUACAUAAAUACACAGCGUCGCUGGCAUGCCAUGUGUCAAAUAAAUAAAGCCGAAUGUGUUGUUGCUGUCGCC